Messenger RNA from Protomyces lactucae-debilis, 2061 nucleotides. RefSeq names its product Lipin/Ned1/Smp2-domain-containing protein. Gene Ontology annotation, molecular function: phosphatidate phosphatase activity. Bases 1 to 2061 code for a protein of 686 amino acids. NCBI's taxonomy places the organism in Eukaryota, Fungi, Ascomycota, Taphrinomycetes, Taphrinales, Protomycetaceae. Gene Ontology annotation, biological process: fatty acid catabolic process; triglyceride biosynthetic process. The transcript is spliced from 2 exons. The record is from RefSeq and is a predicted model, not a curated record. Gene Ontology annotation, cellular component: nucleus.
AUGAAUCUCGUUGGACGAGCCAUAGGCUCCGUCUCAAAGACCUGGAAUUCCAUCAACCCGGCGACACUCUCUGGCGCCAUCGAUGUGAUUGUCGUGGAACAACAGGAUGGUGAUCUUGCAUGUUCGCCCUUUCACGUACGCUUUGGCAAGUUCCAGCUGCUGAGGCCAAGCGAGAAGAAGGUGGAAUUUCGCAUCAACGAAGAGAAAGUGGAGUAUGGCAUGAAAUUGGGUGAUGGCGGCGAGGCCUUUUUCGUCUUUCAAACAGACAGUGAUGUUCCGGAGGAUUUACAAACGUCGCCUCUCGUGAGUCCUGUUGCGAGUCCCACGGGACGGUCAUCGUCGCCCUUGCCGGAGCCUGAAUUCUUUGAACUGAACGAGCAACAACAGCAGCACAUACGGGCGAGUAGUGCGGGGGCCAGUGAUGCGCCACUCGAGCUUGGGAACCUCAAUGAGCGUCACUUGGAGCGUCCGAUCACACCUACUUCAGAGCCAGACAGAAGACCACGCUCCGGCGAUUGGGGAGCUUUUGAUUUGAGUGCGCGGCCCGAUUCCCCAGCAAUUUCUGAACCAAUUGGCAAGAGUCGGCGGCAUACAGUCAAUGCGUCAGAUCCAAAUGCUGGUCUUGAAAUGCUCAAAACAUAUCCCGCGGGGACUCUGGCGGAUAUCAAGCUGCGGAGCGAUUUGAGCAUGAGUACACAAAAUGCCAUCCAGAAGGCUGAGGAGUUGCUCAAAAAGUUGGCUCUUGAGGAUAUACCGACGCAUGUGACAGAUGCAGGUGAUAUUAUGCUUGACAUGCAUGGCUACAAGAGUCACGACGAUGAUUUUACUCAAAUGGGGAGUAUAUCUGACCACAUUAUUGCAGGUGAAGAGUUGACAUCAGAAGGCAAGUCACUUGUGUCAGCGGAUGAGCGAGGCAACUUGUGGAUCUACGCAACAGAAGAGACCAAGCAGUACGCACAGAGCAUUCGUUCCAACUCGCCAGUCCCAGAAGAUCAAGAGGGCCCCAAGAUGCCGACUCUGCACAAAGUCACGAGUGAUCCAUCGCCUUUUGCAAACCAGAAUGAAAAGUCGGAUUCGCCCAAUUAUGCCAAGACACUGCGGUUGACAUCCGAUCAGCUCAGAGGUCUCAAGCUGAAAGACGGAGAGAACAGCAUGUCCUUCAAGGUAGGCAAGAGUGUCUGCACGGCAUCUCUCUUCUUUUGGAAGUUUGACACGCCCAUUGUCAUUUCAGACAUUGAUGGCACCAUCACCAAGUCUGAUGCGCUAGGUCAUCUGCUCAACAUGGUAGGCCGCGACUGGACUCACCCUGGCGUUGCCAAGCUGUACACAGAUAUCGCUAACAAUGGCUAUCAUUGGCUUUACUUGUCUUCCAGGUCUGUUGGCCAAGCAGACACAACGAGAAAUUACCUACGGUCUAUUGUGCAGGACAAGUACAAGCUUCCUCAUGGUCCCGUCAUUCUAUCGCCUGAUCGACUCAUGGCAGCGCUGCGGCGAGAAGUGAUUUUACGCAAACCCGAAGUCUUCAAGAUGCAGUGUCUGCGAGAUUUGCAAAAUCUCUUUGGUAAGGAAAACAAGCCUUUCCACGCAGGCUUCGGUAAUCGGAUCACGGAUGCUAUUUCAUAUCGUUAUGUGGAUGUUCGGUCGUCUCGCAUCUUCACAAUCAACUCUUAUGGAGAUGUACAGAUGGAGCUUCUUCAAUUUGCUGGCUACAAGGUCUCCUAUAUCAGCAUGAAUGAUCUUGUGGAUCACUUCUUCCCGCCGGUCAAGAGCACAAGUGUCAAGGAAGAGAGCGACUAUACAGAUUUUACAUUCUGGCGGCCGCCUGUGCCUGCUUUUGCCUUUUCUGAUGAUGAAGAUGAGGAGGACAAUGCAAAAGACGAUGCAGAAGAUGGCGGAAGCUCUGAUCAAGACUAUCAUCCAAGUGAAAUGGGCGAAGACGACCAGGAUGGAGGCAGCAGUGGCGAGGAAACUUCAGCUGAAGACUUGCGUGAGGAGGUCGCCCAGCUCAGAAGUGAUGCACAGCAGCAUGAAUCGCAGCAGCCGCAGCAGCAGCAGGUGUAG